Molecule: messenger RNA, 573 nt
Organism: Pyrenophora tritici-repentis Pt-1C-BFP
Lineage: Eukaryota; Fungi; Ascomycota; Dothideomycetes; Pleosporales; Pleosporaceae
Product: HsbA domain containing protein
Cellular component (GO): extracellular region
Source: RefSeq, a predicted model, not a curated record
AUGCAUCUCGCACUCCCUAUUUUGUUCCUUCCUGCGCUUGCGCUUUGCAUGCCUCAACUACUUAUUCGGCCCACUGCGGAAAGUGUCAUAGAGUCAGUCGUCAACAUCCAUAACGCUGUUGUGGAACAAGAUGGUAUCCUGCAAGAAUACACCGGGGGCUUCACGCCAACCGCCAUCGUCGAGGACGUAAAGACCCUGGCCGGCUUUGCCAAGAUCCACAGUGCGAAUCGCCAGGGAUUUCGGCGCGCGACUUUUGCUGCGCAAUUCAGCGUCGAGGAAACCGUGAAGUUCAUUGACACGGUAGUCGCCACUGUGAAUAUCAGUAUUCCAAUAUCAACUCAGCAUCUUCGCGCAAAAAAACAGGUUUACAAGGAAAAUGGUUCGCGGUCGGUCGUGGUGGCCACUCUAGCGUUGUUGUUGUACGACCACGAUACCUUCACUGUUGCGGCGGGGAAGAACUUCAACCCUGGUACCCCUUGGGACAAGCUGAAUCAGGCAAACGAUGCGGCGAAUAAUAUCCAUGGCGUUAUUCAGAGCGCACUCCUAUACUACAGCUUGGGCUUGAACUUGUAG